This is a messenger RNA of Myxocyprinus asiaticus (Chinese sucker), 5358 nucleotides long. Its product is annotated as dual specificity protein phosphatase 14-like. The transcript has 2 exons. Gene Ontology annotation, biological process: protein dephosphorylation. Gene Ontology annotation, molecular function: MAP kinase tyrosine/serine/threonine phosphatase activity. Bases 120 to 659 code for a protein of 179 amino acids. Lineage: Eukaryota; Metazoa; Chordata; Actinopteri; Cypriniformes; Catostomidae. The record is from RefSeq and is a predicted model, not a curated record.
AAACAUUCAUGAUAACGGUAGAUGGCGGCAUGCGCUUACAGCGUCCAACUCGUAUUUAGUCGAAGAAGAGGAGUUCUUCAGUUGACUGCUCCACACAGUGGAUUCCUAGUGGGUGUGCCAUGCCUGGGAAAGCAGGUGGACUCGGCGGGUUUGCUCAUAUAACGGACUGUCUGUGCAUUGGCAACAGCAAAGCAGCAAACGACACUUCAGUUAUAUCCUCUCUCAAUAUUACGUGCAUUAUUAACGCCACUCAGGACAUAAACAACACCAGCCUUCCCACAAUUGAUUAUAUCCAUGUGCCUAUCUCUGAUGAUCCUGAAUCCAGACUCAUUGACCAUUUUGAUGCGGUUGCAGAUAAAAUACACCACGUCAAUGAACAGCACGGACGCGUCCUGGUUCACUGCAACGCUGGCGUGAGUCGCUCAGCUACACUCUGCUUGGCAUACCUGAUGAAACACUGUGAUAUGGCACUAGCGGAGGCGUACGAGUUGGUCAAAUCUCAGAGACCGAUAGUGAGACCAAACAGUGGGUUUUGGAGGCAGCUGAUCGAGUACGAGUGUAACUUACGCGGAACAAGUACAGUUAAUAUGAUACCUUCAACUGUGGGAGACAUUCCAGAUUUGUAUGAGAAGGAAACAAAGGGUUUGAUACCACUUUAAGAAAUAAUUGAUAUGGGAACUGUGAGUCUUGAUAUAUUAACUGGGGGAUUUUGUGUUGUCUGUUAUUUCAUUAAGAUUUGGAAAAUUAAAGAGGAGAGCAUUUAUUUGUUGUUGAUGCUGUUGGGAUGUUAUGCAAUAAGCUGCCAGAAGAUGGCAGAAAGGUUCUUGAAAUUCACUGACCCCAAAACUAUAUCUGACCUCGCUUAAAAUGUAUGAUUGUCAUUGCAUUAGAUAACAAAUAUGAAACCAAGAUGGCACAAGGACAUUUUUCAAGCAAAACAUUUCAAACAGAUAAAUAUUUGAGGUUGUAAAUUUACUUUUCAAAAUGAAGACGUUAUUUUGACAUUUUCUGCAUGUUAAACGUUAGAACAUGUCCAUAGUCAUGCAUAAUUUAAAUGAGUAAAGUAGCUGCUCUUUUAAAAAAGUAGUUAGCUACACCACAAGUUACACAAAAAGUAACCAACUACAUUUUAGCUAUUACAAGAAAAUAUUUUUUAAAUGUAUAACAACCAGAUGAUAUUUAAUUGGGUUGACAUUAAACAAAUCGGGCAUCAAUAUUAAAUCGAACAUAUAAAGGUAAAUACUCUAAAUAUAAACUAAAUAUGAAAUACUAAAUAUAAACUAAUUAAACUAGAAAACACAGUCGAAACGUAGUAAUAAAAAGCAGCAAUUAAAAAUAUUUUGCUUCAAAAAAAGUUUUCUGGCAACGUCCCUUUAAGGCUGCAUGGGGCUUCAAGGUGCUGUAAGCGAUUUUGUUCAUGGAAAAGUUUGCAAAAAAUGUUCCUAAUCCCUUAAAGAUAUUAAUGAAAUAAGUGUCAUGAGAUAUCUCACCGGUCUCUUGUCACAGCUAUAGACUUUGUAAGCAGCAAGCAAAAAUGUGUCUGCGAACCACGGACAUUGGCGCUUUUCACCUGUCAAUCAUUUUGCUCCUUCUCAUAGUGUUGUAUUUGAAGCGGAUCAUUGAGACUAUGAUUCAUAAUGUUUGUCAGUUUAGGGCGCUAUUGUGCCACUGUUGAAUUUGACAGCCACAGGAACAAACAAUGCUCCUCUUUUGCUCGGUUUUGGUCUCAAAAUUAUCAUUGGAGGGUGGGGUUUUGGAAUAAGGGGGCGUGACUAACGGCUUAGUCACGUGAAAGCUUCAGAACACUAAAAUCGCUUACAGAACCUUUAAAUGAAUCAGUGAAUCAUUUAUGUGAACUAGUAAAUUGACUGUGAGGAGGAGGAGGGCGUGGCCGGGCCGUGAUGGUUGGUUGAUUUUGUGUUUUUAAUUUCAGGGUUGCCAAAGAUAUGGCUAAAAUUAAAAUGGAUGCAAAUUAGCUCUAAAAUGAAAUACAAGGGCAUUUAUUGUUUUAUUUAUUGAUUUAAUGAUAAAUGUAAUAAUUUAAUAUUUUAACGACUUCAGUAUGUGUUUAAUAAUUUAUUUAAAUAUCUAAUGAUUUCAUUUUUAGAAACAUUUAGUAUAGUUGGUGAGGGGGCUUGGGUAGCUCAGUGGUAAAAUACACUGGCUACCACCCCUGGAGUUCAGCUUGCUAGUUCGAAUCCCAGGGUGUGCUGAGUGACUCCAGCCUGGUCUCCCAAGCAACCAAAUUGGCCCGGUUGCUAGGGAGGGUAGAGUCACAUAGGAUAACCUCCUCGUGGUCGCUAUAAUGUGGUUUGUUCUCGGUGGGGCGCAUGGUGAAUUGAGCGCGGUAGAUGGCGGGAAGCCUCCACACGCGCUAUGUCUCCGUGGCAACGCCACGUGAUAAGAUGCGCGGGUUGACUGUCGUCCUCCGCCACCCGGAUUGAGGUGAAUCACUAUGCGACCACCAGGACUUAGAGCGAAUUGGGCAUUCCAAAUUGGGAGAAAAAGGGAAAAAAUACAGUUGGUGAAUUGUUAAUUUUAACCAGUACAUCAGUGUUUCCCAACCCUGGUCCUGGAGUACACUGCACAUUUAGCUUUUCUCCCUUAUUUAACACAACUGAUUCAACACAUUAGUUCAUUAGUAGAGGCUCCAUGAGCAGAAUAGCGUGUCAAAUAAGUGUGAUAUCUAAAAUGUGCAGUGUUGGGGGUACUCCAGGACCAGGGUUGGGAAACACUGAUGUAAAUGUACUGGUUAAAAUUAACGAUUCACCAACUGAUUUGGAUUUCCCAGUGCAACAGAGAGAGGACAGUUUAGGUGUGCGUGUUUGUUUUCUCCUGCUUCAUCGCGUGUUUACAACAUAAUGCGACAAAUGAAGCGUUUUGUGACACUACAGCUUUCCUCGUUAAAAAAUGUGUCUCUUACUGGAAAAGUCACACUAUUAUGAAAAUAGCUGAGCUACUGUCAUGUUACUGAAAAUUUUUGCCAAAGGGAUAGUUCACCCAAAAAUGAAAAUUCUCUCAUCAUUUACUCACCCUCAUGCCAUCCCAGGUGUGUAUGACUUUCUUUCUUCUGCUGAACACAAAUAAAGAUUUUUAGAAGAAUAACUCAGAUCUGUAGGUCCUCAUAAUGCAAGUGAAUGGUACCAAAAUUGUGAAGCUCCAAAAGGCAUAUAAAGGCAGCAUAAAAGUAAUCCAGAAGACUUCAGUGGUUUAAUCCAUGUCUUCAGAAGCUAUAUGAUAGGUGUGAGUGAGAAACAGAUCAAUAUUUAAUUCUUUUUUCUUUUUUUUUUACUAUAAAUUCUUCUCCUUGCCCAGUAGGUGAUGAUAUGCAUGAAUAAUGCAAAUUACAAAAGAAGAAGAAAGUGAAAGUGGUGAUUGAAAGUAAAAAAAGUUCUUAAAUAUUGAUCUCUUUCUCACCCAUACCUAUCAUAUCACUUCUGAAGACUUGGAUUUCACCAAUGGAGUUUUAUAUGGAUUACUUUUAUGCUGCCUUUUAUGUGCUUUUGGAGCUUCAAAAUGUUGGUACCCAUUCACUUGCAUUGUGAGGACAUAUAGAGCUAAACUAUUCUAAAAAUCAUUGUGUUCAACAGAAAAAAGAAAGUCAUACAACUCUGGUAUGGCAUGAGGGUAAGUAAAUUAUAAAAGAAUUUUCAUUUUUUAGUGAUCUAUUCCUUUAAGUUACCUAGUUAGUUGUUUAGUUAGCAACUCCCCUUAUCGUCCAGAUACUUUUUUGGGUCACUGUAUUAUUAAAAAUUGCUGUUGUUUUUUAACCAAGAAUAUUUUUGUAACUAGUUACAACAAGGUCAGUCAACAACAAACUACUUGUGUGGGGAAAAAAAGCUUGUGGUCUGUGUAAUAGUGUAAUAUUGCAUUGCAUGGAACAUUAGGCUACAUUGCAUUGAAAGUGUUCCUUGCAUAUUAAGCAUAGUACUGUGCCAUUCGGGAGUGUGUGUCAAGGUCCAUGCCUUAGGUCAACAUUUAGUUUGGGAAAAAAAGAAUAAUAUGCUCGUAACACAUUAAUUUGUGCAUGUUCAUCAUAAAUCAACAAAGUCCCUUUGUAUUAGCUCUUUAGAUACUGUAAAGUUUUAUUUUACACAAGACAAAUAAAUGUUCUUGGAUUAAAAUUGAGGCUGUAAAAAUCUUUUUAAAAAGUGUAUUUGCAUUGUACUUGUGUCUUAAUUGGAUAGGUUACCCAAAAAUGAAAAUUCUGUCAUCAUUUACUCACCCGAAUUUCUUCUGUGCAUGGAACACAAUAGGACAUGUUAAGCAGAAUGACAGUCGAAGUCACGAUUCACUUUCAUUGCAUUUUUUUUUCAAUAGAGUGAAAAUGAAUGGUGUCUGUCACACUCUCUCCUUUUGUGUAACUUCAUGUUUUACAUGUGAUAAAUAAGCUGUUUUGUUUCGGUUUAGAAUGUAAAAAAGACCUUAUUUAUGUCUUACGCCACCUUGAACUGUGCCUUUUCUCAGACUUAAACUUUUCUGGUGUGGGUUUUGUGAAAUUAUAGGCUAUAACAAAAAAUUUUUGUAGACAUUGGAAUGUCGUACUUCAGCAUUUUUAUACAAGUGGAAAUUCUCAUGCUCGUUUAGUGAAUAUUUGAGAUGUUGCAAUAGUGUUGUUAAAUUGAAGGGCUUGCAUUGCUUCCUUAUUUAGUUUUUUAUUCUAGUCACAUACUCUGGGCAUUGUUCAAAUAUUCCAUGUCUGGCUUGGAAGUGGCAGAAAGUCCGACCUGUUGGUAUAUGAGAGAUUUCCCUGUUCAUGAAUCGUAUGCUUGCAGCCUUAACACAGUUACAUUUGUAAUGUCUUCCUGGGGGUAAAGAUACACAAACACCUUAUAUUUCAAAUAUUUAUUAACCUGGUAUUUGGUUGGCAUGGUUUUUAUGGUGGUGGAAGGUCACAUUUUUUUCCAUAUCACAUUAUACACUUUAAUAUAGUUAACUUACUACCACUUGACCUAUAUGCUAUUAAUACAUGCAAAUUGAAAUCUUAAGAAAAUUUGACCUGCAUUUGAGAGGAGUAAAACAUUUGAUUAAAGUCAUCCAAUAAACUGCAUUGUUUUACAUUAUGUAUUUUUCCACAGACUAACAAUUCCAUAUAGUGUAACAACAGAAUGCAUUUUAAAUGUUUCUACAUUUAAUGCAUAUUUUGAUGACACAGCACAACCAAACAUUCAAAUAUCGUGUUGUCGGCUACAGCAACGUAAGUUGUGUUUUGUGCCACUCCUUAAGCACACUUGUGAAAGGGGAACAGAGAUAUGGGGUAUUUAUACUUCUAUUUUACAUCAUCAGUUUGUUUUCAGUUUGAAACUUUGAAAUAAUACCCCUUGCUUGUAGCCCAACAAAGAAGUUGUGUGUCAUAUC